Oppia nitens is the source of this 1547-nucleotide messenger RNA. Its product is annotated as ataxin-10-like. The coding region runs from base 69 to 1547 and encodes 492 amino acids. The transcript is spliced from 2 exons. NCBI's taxonomy places the organism in Eukaryota, Metazoa, Arthropoda, Arachnida, Sarcoptiformes, Oppiidae. Gene Ontology annotation, cellular component: cytosol. The record is from RefSeq and is a predicted model, not a curated record. Gene Ontology annotation, biological process: neuron projection development.
AUGUUUGCAAUGUUAGUAAAUAUCAUAAAAAAUUUAGUAUUAGUUAAAUCUGAAAUACAUAUGAAGUGAUGGACAAACUGUUGGAUCAAUUAGACACCAAUUUAAUAGAUAUGUCGUCACUUUUGUUGACUUUACAACAAAUCACUGAUCAUUUGAAACAUGAAGACAAUCGUUUAAAUCUGAGCCAAAGUCACAACAACUGGCAGAUGAUGUCUUCAUUAUUGACCAAAAUAGGACAUGAAAUGACACUUCAAGACAAUUGCCUCUUAACUCAUGAAGAAUGUCGUCAAGUAUUGACUCAAUUGUUCCGACUUUUGAGAAAUUCAUUGGUUGACUGUUUUGCUAAUAAAAUGCAAAUUAUCACCAAUGGAUCUAUUCUUGAAACCAGUUUUUCUAUAUUUAAUCAAUUGAUUAGUAAUUAUAAGAGUAUUGAGACAUUAGAUACCAUCGAUGCCGGUAUUAAUAGAAAAGAUUUGAUUCAAACUAUGAAAUGUUGUUUACAAUUCUUCGGUAAUUUAUUGAGUGGUUUGAAUGACACGAAUCAAGAUUUGAUUCAUAUUAAAGACAAGUUGUGGUCAUUGUUUGCCUUUGAUUUGUUUAGUUAUUUGUUAGACUUUAAGGGCGACGACAGUAUAAUAUUGAUUUCAAGUAUGAUAUUAUACUCAUGUCUUCACAAAAACCUUAAUAUUAUGGUUAAAAUAUUUGAGAAAAAUGAAGAUUUGACAAAAAUUUUAAAUAUUUUAGACUUACUUUUAAAAGUAAUUCAUAACUCGGGUUCUGAAUGGUGUCUCUGGACUUUGCAAUUGUUUUUCAGUUGUAAUAAUUUUAUGACUUAUUUUUAUAAUAGAUUUCAAAUUCAGCAAAAAAUAUUAAUUUUGGAUAUAAUGUAUGAGUUUAUUAAAAGUGAUAAACAAUUUAAUGCCAACAAUUUAAAUGAUAAUAAUAUCGACUAUUUGUGUCAACUAUUCAAACAAGACAUUUCCAAUAUCUAUGAAAUUGAUUCCCAAACAAAUGAUAAUCAAAUUCAAGAAGAAAUUAAAUACAAAACAAUACACGUUUCGAAAAUGUUAUCAGUUUUAUGUGAAAUAACAACUAUUGAACCACUUUUGUUACGAUUGCAAUGCGAUAGACAAUUGUUAGAGUGUUUGGUCCAUACAUUGAAAACUAUUCAAUUGUUGUCCAAAACACAAGAAAACUCUCAUUUUAAAGAAAUACCUCAUUUGAGACAAAUCAACGAAAGUGAUUGCGAAGCACAGAAUCCUGUCUUUGGUUUCAAACGUGAUUUAAUCCGAAUUAUUGGGAAUUUGGUCUUUAAAUGUCAACAAAUGCAAGACUGGGUCCGAGAGUUUGAUGGCAUACCAGUGAUACUCGAUUGUUGUAAUAUUGACGCCAAAAAUCCAUAUAUAAUGCAAUGGUCUAUAUUUGCCAUUAGAAAUAUUGUUGAAGGAAAUGAUACAAAUCAGCAAUUAUUGUCUCAAUUAUCGAGAAAUGGUAUUUUAGUUAACGAUAAGUUGAUGCAAAAACUUGCAUUUUAUAGCGUUAAUUGA